AUGCAAGUUUGCGCUUGCACUGUUGCAGUUGUUGCUGCGAUCGCUGUUAAGGCCGUGUCUGCGAUUGCUUUUAAGGACGUGUCUGCGACUGCUGAGGCCGUGUCUGCAUCGUCCCAAUUCCACUUGAGUCUUGUGCAAAAGGAAGAGAAUGGCAAGAUGAAUUUCAUGUUGGACUGGAUCACGUCAUCGACUGUGACAUCGUCUCGGCUUAUGUAUGGCACUUCUGCAAGCGACCUCGUUUAUAAAGUGGAUGGUAAAAAUGCAGGUCUCGUGACUGAGACGGCAGGGGAGACGGUGACUUGUUGGUCAGCUUUGUUGGUCAAUCUAGAAGAAGGCUCGACGAUCUACUACGCCCUAGAGUCUGACGUCAUGCAACAGACCAGCAGCUCUGAGGAAAGCAGGACAUUUAACUUUAAAGUCCCGGAUAGAGGGAUCACGUGGGCGGUGUUUGGUGACAUGGCAGCUCCCGUGCAGGGUCAAGCUGCUGCAGUGUCACUGCCGGCAUUGAAGAAUGCGUUGUCAGUAGAUAAAGCUUACAGUGGAGUGCUGAAUAUCGGUGACCUGUCUUAUGAGCUCACGGGCUCAAACGGAAAGAACUACAUGGAGGAGCUCGAGUCAAUCACUUCACAUGUGCCAAUGAUGACAACCGUCGGCAAUCAUGAAUACCAGUAUGGGUUGUUACCUUCACUGGCCCUUCAGAACUACUACCGGCGAUUCCAAGGAAUCACAUGGGGUGCCGGUGCUGCUAGUGGCUCAUCAUCGAACGAGUUCUAUAGCUUCUCAUCUGGGCUCAUCCAUUUUGUGUUUAUCAACACGGAAGUGUACGGCGACGAGGCUUACGUGGCGUUGCAAAAUGAUGGCGUGACUUGGAAAGUGGAUGAAGCCGCACGGAUAUCUGCCGGAGCGGCACAAGCAAAGUGGUUAGAGUACGAUCUGAGUCGUGUGAAGCGCACGGAGACACCGUACGUCGUGGUUUGUGGUCAUCGCCCACCAUUUAAGACACCAAAAGGUUUAAGUGAGACGGGAAAUCGUUUUGCGAAGGAGAUUGUGCCUUUAAUGAGCAAGUACCAGGUCGACUUGUAUCUCGCGGGCCACGAGCACACAUACUUGAUGUUUGAGGCGUCUACGUUCAACAACUACAACAUUCCUCCGAUCAUCAUUAGUGGCAGUCCAGGCAACAACGAGUACAUCCGUGAGGAAGCCACACUUGCCAUUACUGGAUUCAAGUGGAAGACAUUGAUCCCUAAAUACGGCUAUGGCUACCUGACGGCGACGGAGGACGCUCUGCAGUGGCGGUGGGGCUCUGCUGCGUCAGACGCGACAAACAAGCCUUCUAGUGCAGCUUGGGAAUUGCAGGAUGAAGUGAGUUUUCCGAAGCAGACAUUCUCGGGCACGUAUACUGCUGCAGGCUCUGCUGUAAGUGAGCCGAUCAACGUGGCUGAUAAGUGGGCAAGUACGACAUCAGAUAGUGGGAUCAAAACAGGAAGCGUCGGUCGUAGUAGUGCUCAAAAGGAUAGCACUACAAGCGUUGCUUUGGAUUCUUCAAAUGAGCCAAGGUCGUCUACCACGACUACAUCUUUUGCAACUUCGCUUCAUAUGCAGCAGGCAGUCUAUGGCGCUGCUGCUGGCUUUUUAGUUGUGGCAAUUGGAUUUUAG
Messenger RNA from Peronospora farinosa, 1656 nucleotides. The record is from the annotation of a GenBank genome assembly. NCBI's taxonomy places the organism in Eukaryota, Oomycota, Peronosporomycetes, Peronosporales, Peronosporaceae.